Messenger RNA from Hermetia illucens (black soldier fly), 948 nucleotides. Its product is annotated as tropinone reductase-like 3. The record is from RefSeq and is a predicted model, not a curated record. The coding region runs from base 104 to 859 and encodes 251 amino acids. NCBI's taxonomy places the organism in Eukaryota, Metazoa, Arthropoda, Insecta, Diptera, Stratiomyidae. Gene Ontology annotation, molecular function: carbonyl reductase (NADPH) activity. The transcript has 4 exons.
AUACACCAUACUAUCUGCAGAACCAGUCACGAAUCGAGAAACUAAGAUAUAAUCUCAGAAUGCAAUUUGAUAUUUGCAUAACAGUUACUCAUACGUUUGCGUUAUGCAAAGACUUACUGGCAAAGUAGCUAUAGUCACCGCUUCUAGUUAUGGGAUUGGCUUCGCUAUAGCGAAACGUCUGGCCGAAGAAGGGGCUUGUGUGACUAUUUGUAGUAGAGACGCAGCCAAUGUGAAUCGUGCGCUUGAAAGGUUGAGGGAGUCCACUUUCAAUGUUCUCGGGAUCCAAUGUCAUGUAGCCAAUGCAUCCCAAAGGAAACGACUAUUUGACGAAACUAUUCAGAGGUUUGGCAGGCUUGAUAUACUCGUUUCGAAUGCCGCUACAAAUCCCGCAGUAAAGCCUAUCCUAGAUUGCGAAGAGUCCGCCUGGGACAAGAUUUUUGAAGUGAAUGUCAAGUCUUCAUUCUUCCUUGUUAAGGAGGCUCUGCCUUAUAUGAGAAAGCAAGGGGCUGGUGGGAGUGUUGUGAUCGUUUCAUCAAUAGUUGGAUAUGAUCCACCCAAAAAUUUAGGGGCGUAUUCCGUAAGCAAAACAGCACUACUUGGUCUAACGAAAGCAGCUAGUAAACAAUUGUCGAAGGAAGGUAUUCGCGUAAAUUGCAUUGCACCGGGAAUUAUUGAAACAAGAUUUUCAUCAUCGUUAAUUAGAGAAAAAGGAGGAAAAGCCUUACGAGCUAUUGCAAUGGGUCGGUUCGGUAAACCGGACGAAUUAGCUGGCGUAGUAGCUUUUCUCGUGUCUGACGACGCCAGUUAUAUAACUGGAGAAACAAUCGUUGCCGGUGGAGGACUAGCAAGCCGAUUAUAAAUCAAUCGCUUCCAGGACAAUACACUUUUUGAUAAUAAAUAAAUAAAAAAACAAACUAUUUAGCUUUUCAUAUUUAAUCUGCUCAAGAA